Molecule: messenger RNA, 921 nt
Organism: Eremomyces bilateralis CBS 781.70
Lineage: Eukaryota; Fungi; Ascomycota; Dothideomycetes; Eremomycetales; Eremomycetaceae
Exons: 3
Coding region: 1-921 (306 amino acids)
Cellular component (GO): RNA polymerase II transcription regulator complex
Molecular function (GO): DNA-binding transcription activator activity, RNA polymerase II-specific; transcription cis-regulatory region binding
Source: RefSeq, a predicted model, not a curated record
AUGGACUACAGUACCUACUUCACAGCAUCCUCGCAGCAACCCUAUCCCCUUGUCGGCAUCCAGGCUACAACAUACCCCCUCUCCACUGACGAUGGGCAACCGGGCUCCAAUGUCCAUGAGGCCGUUGACCCGACCUCGUUUCUAGCCUACGAUGCUUUCCGCUUCACUCCUACUCCAGGACCGCUUCACUCUACCUCGCCCCCUACCGCAGCAUCACCUCCUGCGCCCUCCGCCACGGUGCCGUUGAACGCCGACGACACCUACGCUGAUCCCCUAGAUACAUCACAAAGACUGCGCAGCAGCAGUGAGGAGGACAAAGAAACCACCAUAACUCCAGCACAGAGCCGACGGAAAGCGCAAAAUCGAACAGCGCAGAGGGCCUUCCGCGAGCGAAAAGAGCGGCACGUGAAAACCCUCGAAUCCAAGUUGACGGCGAUGGAGACAUCGGCGACGUCGUUAGCCAUUGAUAACGAUCGCUUGAAGCUCGCGCUGCAGCGGGCCACGACUGAGAACGAGAUUCUCCGCACGACUACCAGUCAUAGCGCGCUCCAGCGUGCGGGUCAUGCUCAGAUGGCCGGAUCCCAUCAGGUGGGACACGGCCCGGGCUCGCCUGGUACCGAUCAUGAAGAGGAUACCACAAACAGUGGGACAAGGUAUAUGGCCGGGGCCGCGCGACGGAGGAAAUUCGGAUCCAGCGGAACGGUGAAAGAUGGAAAAGAAACCCUCCUGAGCCUCGGCCAGGUAUGGGAUGUUAUCCAAAGCCACCCAUUGGUUCAGCAAGGUCUCGUGGACGUUGCGGAUGUGUGUGAGAGAUUACGAGGCGCGGCACGAUCGAACGGUGUCGGGGCCGGAUUUCGGGAGAAGGAAGUAUGGGGUGCAGUUGAAGGCUGCAGACGGGGUGGGGGAGACCAACUGAUAUAG